Alternaria postmessia is the source of this 1365-nucleotide messenger RNA. RefSeq lists its product as uncharacterized. Lineage: Eukaryota; Fungi; Ascomycota; Dothideomycetes; Pleosporales; Pleosporaceae. The transcript has 4 exons. The record is from RefSeq and is a predicted model, not a curated record. The coding region runs from base 1 to 1365 and encodes 454 amino acids. Gene Ontology annotation, molecular function: oxidoreductase activity; FAD binding.
AUGCCAUCUCUCUUUUGGGCACAGCAACAGCAGUCCGCUCAACCAGCGUGUCUCGUCCAUAUCCAUUCUGCCGAAGAUAUCGCAGCAGUCGUAUCCGUCUCACGCACAAGUGGUUGCCCUUUCGCUGUUCGCGGAGGGGGUCACUCGGAUAUCCAGGGUGCGAGCAAUAUUGAUAGGGGCAUCACGGUCAACAUGGCGGGUUUGAGCGAUGUCAUAUUAGAUGAGAGCGAAGGAUUAGUCAAGGUCGGCGCUGGCGCGACAUGGGGAGAUGUGUACAAGGAACUUGAGAAAGUUAACAAGACCGUCGUGGGUGGCCGACUCACUGGAGUUGGUGUUGGUGGAUUGCUGCUAGGUGGUGGGCUGAGCCACUUCUCAGGCAUGCACGGCUGGGCAUGUGACAAUGUUCGUAACUACGAGGUGGUUCUUGCCAAUGGCAGUCUCGCAAGUGCUUCCGAGUCAUCAAACGCGGACCUCUAUCGCGCUAUGCGCGGUGGAGGAAAUAGCUUUGGCGUCGUCACUCGGUUUGAUCUUGACGUAUUCCAGCAGGGACCAAUGUGGGGAGGGUUGCAUGUCUGGCCAUUGCUGCCAUCAGUGACUUCGGCUCUCACUCGCGGCUUUGUCAAAUUCGCACACGAUGCCCCCUCCGACCCACAUGUAUCACUAUUUGCUGGCCUAGGCUACAAGCAAGGCAACUUUGCUUGGGCCGCGGGGCAGUAUGACGCGCUAGGAAGGGUUGAACCUCCGAUCUUCACCCAGUUCAAAGACAAUGUAGAGGCGUAUGGUACAGCAAAGAUUAUGAGCACGGCGAGAGUGACUUCGGUGUUGGAUCUUGCAGAUGAGCUCAAUCAAUCGGAACCCGCCGGUAUGCGGAGCCGGUUCACAACAGCAACCUUUUCCGCCGAUGUAGGGCUGUUAGCACUUAUGGUGCACAUAUUCGUAGAGCAAGUACAGAAGGCGCUAGACAAUGGGUUACAAGAUGACCAGGGGUUUGCACCGAUGCUGGGCAUCCAGCCACUAACGCAGAAUAUCUUAAAAGCCCAAAUGACACGCGGAGGGAAUGUCAUGGGCCUUCAUGACGACCAAGCGCCUUUGGUUGUCUGUUCCUUUGGAUGGGAAUGGUCUCGCGAAUCUGAUGACACAACUGUCAUCGCUGGUAUUAAAGCUGUGCUUGAGCAGUCUGUUUCGGCUGCUAAGGAGAGAGGCUUGUUUCAUCCCUUCAAGUACAUGAACUAUGCCGCGAAAGAUCAAAAUCCUAUUCGAAGCUAUGGGAAAGAGAACAUUGAGUUUCUGAAGCGGGUUCGAGAAGCAUAUGAUUCUGAUGGAGUCUUCACUACAUUGACGCCUGGAGGGCACAAGAUCAACUAA